AUGAACACAUUCAAUAGCAUGAACACUACUAGCCAUGAAACGCUGUUCCAGCAGCUCGUCUCGAGUCUUGACGGAAUACCGCUAAUGGACGUUCACUGGUUGAUCUACGUGGCCUUUGGCGCUUGGCUAUGCUCUUGUGUCAUUCAUGUCCUAUUGUCCUCGUCUACAGUCAAAGUCCCCUUUGUAGGAUACCGAAGCGUCUUUGAGCCUACAUGGCUUCUCCGUUUACGCUUCGUCUGGGAAGGGGGAUCUAUCAUCAGUCAAGGCUACAACAAGUUUAAAGACUCUAUCUUUCAGGUGCGAAAGCUUGGUACCGAUAUCGUCAUCAUCCCACCGAAUCACAUCGAUGAAGUCCGAAAGCUGUCUCAGGACAAGACUCGCUCGGUAGAGCCCUUCAUCAAUGACUUUGCUGGCCAGUACACGCGCGGUAUGGUGUUUCUGCAAAGCGACCUGCAGAACCGUGUGAUUCAGCAGCGGCUGACGCCAAAACUCGUGUCGUUGACAAAGGUGAUGAAGGAGGAACUGGACUAUGCAUUGACCAAAGAGAUGCCUGAUAUAAAAGGCGAGACUCUCUCAGCUCCUUCAACUGGUUCAACAAAUGCUAAUGAUUCUUAG
This is a messenger RNA of Fusarium odoratissimum NRRL 54006, 615 nucleotides long. RefSeq lists its product as uncharacterized. Lineage: Eukaryota; Fungi; Ascomycota; Sordariomycetes; Hypocreales; Nectriaceae. The transcript is spliced from 2 exons. Bases 1 to 615 code for a protein of 204 amino acids. The record is from RefSeq and is a predicted model, not a curated record.